AUGGCGGCUGCGUUCAGAGCGAUAGGUGAUCUCACGGGAGCCAUGCGCCAUGUGCAGACCUCGCUUACCUACCAUCCCAAGUACUUGCCUGCGCUCAGGCGAGAGAUCACGGUGAUGAUGGAGAUAGGCAAGACACGAGAGACUAUAGUCAAGCUGGAAG
This is a messenger RNA of Sphaeroforma arctica JP610, 160 nucleotides long. RefSeq lists its product as hypothetical. The transcript has a single exon. Lineage: Eukaryota; Ichthyosporea; Ichthyophonida. The record is from RefSeq and is a predicted model, not a curated record. The annotation marks the transcript as partial.